Molecule: messenger RNA, 1132 nt
Organism: Acomys russatus (golden spiny mouse)
Lineage: Eukaryota; Metazoa; Chordata; Mammalia; Rodentia; Muridae
Gene: Spsb2
Product: splA/ryanodine receptor domain and SOCS box containing 2
Exons: 3
Coding region: 255-1049 (264 amino acids)
Biological process (GO): intracellular signal transduction; proteasome-mediated ubiquitin-dependent protein catabolic process
Cellular component (GO): SCF ubiquitin ligase complex
Molecular function (GO): protein binding
Source: RefSeq, a predicted model, not a curated record
UGUCAGGUGUCGUCCCAAGGAUAUGCUGCCGGGAGGAGUUUGACGUCGGGGAAGAUCGAGUCCUGGGUGGGGGAUAAGAGGUUAUCCAUCCAGAGUGUGCUCCACAAAGCACCCUCGCCUGUCCACGACUGGACUCACCACACAUUCUUUGCCUGGAUUCUUUGCCGGCGGUGAGGGGACGAUCCGGAGCUCAACUUCCAGAAGAAAGACGCCCCAGCAAACCUGUUUCGAGAAGCCCUUCAGCUGCACACCUCAUGGGCCAGACGGCCCUGGCAAGGGGCAGCAGCAGCACCCCCACCUCCCAGGCUCUGUACUCUGACUUCUCUCCUCCCGAGGGCUUGGAGGAGCUCCUAUCUGACCCCCUUCCUGAUCUAGGGGUCCAACGACGCCAUGGUUGGAACCCCAAGGAUUGCUCCGAGAACAUCGAUGUCAAGGAAGGGGGGCUGUGUUUUGAGCGGCGCCCUGUGGCCCAGAGCACUGAUGGGGUUCGGGGAAAGAGGGGCUACUCUAGAGGCCUGCAUGCCUGGGAAAUCAGCUGGCCCUUGGAGCAGAGGGGCACACACGCCGUGGUGGGCGUGGCCACCGCCCUAGCCCCGCUGCAGGCUGACCACUAUGCGGCGCUUUUGGGCAGCAACAGCGAGUCGUGGGGCUGGGAUAUUGGGCGGGGAAAAUUGUAUCAUCAGAGUAAGGGCCUUGAGGCCCCCCAGUACCCAGCCGGACCUCAAGGUGAGCAGCUGGUGGUGCCGGAGAAGCUGGUGGUGGUUCUCGACAUGGAGGAGGGUACUCUGGGCUACUCUAUUGGGGGCACCUACCUGGGACCAGCCUUCCGUGGACUGAAGGGCAGGACCCUCUAUCCCUCUGUAAGCGCUGUUUGGGGCCAGUGCCAGGUGCGCAUCCGCUACAUGGGCGAAAGAAGAGCGGAUGAACCGCAAUCCCUUCUGCACCUGAGCCGCUUGUGCGUGCGGCGCGCACUGGGGGAUACCCGGCUUGGCCAAAUAACCACACUACCUUUGCCCCCUGCCAUGAAGCGCUACCUGCUCUACAAAUGACUCUGUAGCACCAUAGUGUGCUGGCACCUUGCCACCAUCCCUACUGUAGGGACAGGUGGAGAGGCACCGCUGGCCUAAACACC